This is a messenger RNA of Phaedon cochleariae (mustard beetle), 2695 nucleotides long. The record is from the annotation of a GenBank genome assembly. NCBI's taxonomy places the organism in Eukaryota, Metazoa, Arthropoda, Insecta, Coleoptera, Chrysomelidae.
AGACAUUGACCUCACGCUCUAGUAACGCUUAUUGGUGAGACCGAAGAUGUUAUUCGUCAUUGCUAUUGGUGAUCACCAUUCUCUCCAGAUUCGGUACCUAUCGAUUAUUUUUCCUUCGAGUGAAGUGACCGGCUGACUUGUUUCAUGUAGUUUUCUCUUGUUUCCAGUCAAACGUCGAGGAUCAUCAUAUCGAAUUUGGGGCCGCACGUGAGGUUCGAAGACAUCGAGCACCUUCUUACCGAACAAGGGAGGGUGGUGUCAUGCGACAAAUUGACUUCCAAAGACCCCGCCACACAGACGGUGGCUGUAACAUAUGAAACGACAGAGCAGGCGCAACAGGCGGCGAACGCGCUCAACGGCGUCGAGAUCGAAGGCAAGGCGGUGAAGGUGGAACUGGCGGUGGAGAAACGGGGGCGGCGAGGGCCUCGAGGGCCGGGCGGCGGCGGCGGCUUCGGCGGCCUGCCCGGACCCAGCAGGCAGACGGACUUCCCGCUCAGGAUACUCGUGCAAAGCGAUAUGGUAGGCGCUAUUAUUGGCAGACAGGGUUCAACGAUAAGACAAAUUACACAACAGACUAGGGCGCGAGUCGAUGUACAUAGGAAAGACAAUGUAGGUUCAUUAGAAAAGGCCAUCACCAUUUACGGCAAUCCAGAAAACUGUACGAACGCCUGCAAGAAGAUCCUCGAAGUGAUGCAACAAGAGGCCAAUAACACGAAUAAAGGAGAGAUAUCCCUGAAGAUCCUCGCGCACAACAACCUGAUAGGGCGCAUUAUCGGCAAGGGCGGCAACACGAUCAAGCGCAUCAUGCAGGAAACGGACACGAAGAUCACCGUGUCGAGCAUCAAUGACAUCAACUCCUUCAACUUGGAGCGCAUCAUCACGGCGAAGGGCACCAUCGAGAACAUGAGCCGGGCUGAGGGGCAGAUCAGCUCGAAGCUCAGGCAGAGCUACGAGAACGAUCUGCAAGCGAUGGCGCCGCAGACGAUGAUGUUCCCCGGGUUGCAUCCGAUGGCGAUGAUGGCCACAGCAGGCAUCGGCUACGGCUCCCGAGGCCUCUACAGCGGCCAGGCGCCCUACCCGGGCAUGUACCCGGCGGGCGGCUCCUCUCAAUCGGCGGGCGGGCCGGGCGGUGCGGGCGGCGCCGACGCUCAGGAGACCACCUUCCUCUACAUCCCGAACAACGCGGUGGGCGCCAUCAUCGGCACCAAGGGCUCGCACAUCCGGAACAUCAUAAGGUUCUCGGGCGCUUCGGUCAAGAUCGCGCCCGUCGACGAGACGAAGCCGCAGGAGGCGCAGAACGAGAGGCGCGUGACGAUAGUGGGAUCGCCGGAGGCGCAGUGGAAGGCCCAGUACCUGAUCUUCGAGAAGAUGCGCGAAGAGGGCUUCGUCGCCGGCUCCGAUGACGUCCGGCUCACCGUCGAGAUGAUGGUGCCCAGCCAGCAGGUGGGCAGGAUCAUCGGCAAGGGGGGGCAGAACGUGCGGGAGCUGCAGCGCGUGACGGGCAGCGUGAUCAAGCUGCCCGAGCAAGGGGCGACGCCGGUCGAGGACGAGACGACGGUGCACAUCAUAGGGCCGUUCUUCAGCGUUCAGUCUGCACAACGACGUAUCCGUGCCAUGGUCCUUCAGUCAGCCGUGCCUCCGCAGGGUAGACAGCGCCCGCCCAGACCCCAGAAAGAGCCCAGCCAAUCAGAGGGCACCUCCUCCGAGCCACAACAGUAGUAUUUGUUAAGGAAAACAACAACAAAACUAAAAAAAAAACGACACACAACAACACACUGCCUGCGCAUGGGUUUUCGCAUACCCUAUUGAACUUGAGGAACGUCUCCGGAGACCCUUUCUACCGAACACAACACGAAAAGAAAAAGACUCCGUAGUUCGGAGGUCUUUUUGAUGUUCAAUUUUUUCGGUUCGAUGGUUUUCUUUUUUUAGUUGAACGGUGGAAAAAGUCUGGGAGAACCAUCCUGGAAUACGGUAUGCCUAAGAACCGCGUGCCUACUAAACUACAAUCUACCUCAAAGAAUCAAAAUAUAUUAGAUUUUUAUAGCCACUGAAAUUUUCCGUUAUUUACACACAGACAUACAACAUGCUAAGUUUUCGCACCACUAACGUGGUUUAACCAAAGAAUAAGUUUUUUUCGGUGGGACGCGACGACUAGGAGUUUGGAUGCGACUAUAUCCACACGUCGCGUUCCCAUUCGUUUUUGCUACAGGGUGGUUCAGAUUCCACAUUGAAUAUUUCGACCAAGAUGUUCUCCCUACCGAUAAUUUAGAGUGAUACAUCUGGCUUGCUUUUUGAGAACAUGAAUUAUUUUCCACCACAGCUGCAAAUGCAACGAAAUUCAGGGUGAUCAUCUUAUUUGACAAGGACGUUUGUUUGAAUCACUUUCGAGAAAAAAUGUAACCCUCUAUAUUUGUUUGACUUUUCUCUGGAGUUCUGGAAAACCUCCUUCAAUUCUGGGAAGAAGUAACUUCACAGAUUUUCAAUUACUAUCUUCAAGAAAUUGUUUCCGAGCAAAUAGAAAAUUAUACACCUUAUCAAUACCUGCGGAGUAAUUAUUUCUUAGAAUUGAACGAAGAUUUAGAAAAUAGUAUUGAGGUGUUCAUGUGAAUUUCGUUAGACAGCUUUUUUUCUUGAAAUUAGGGUGAAAAAAUAAAGGCAUAUUAUACAGGGCUAAUUUUAGAGAUACAGGGUGCUG